UGUGCCGGCUGCUCGCAGUGUGUAUGCCUUCCGCGAUCAUUUCUUGAAUGGAAAUGCGAUCUGUGCACCUUUGAGAAAAUAAAAAGAACAGUUGUGGUGGAAUUAUGUUUUCGAAAUCUACAGCCGUACCGUGCAUGCGGUGAAAAGAUCAUAAAUAAGUUAAUUGAUAUAUUAAGUCAGUUCGGUGUGUGUCGGAAAUUAAAAGCACAAUUAUGUUGAGAUCUGUUCUUGUAAAUAUUAUUGUUCUAUUGAUGUUGCUUCCGCAAGGACUGGCAAUCAAGUGGAUGGCCCUCUUGCAUUCAGCGUCAGUGGCCACGAUUGAGAAAACCGACCACUGCGAAAACCUAGUGGGGUUGACGAAACGACAGAUCAAAAUCUGCAAAAAGAAUCUUGAAGUGAUGGAAUCCGUGAGAAACGGGGCACAGUUAUCCAUCGCAGAGUGCCAGUGGCAGUUCAAGACGAGACGUUGGAACUGUAGCACUGUCAAUGGAACCAGAAUUUUCGGAAAGGUUCUUAGUGAUGGUACAAGGGAGGCUGCCUUCGUCCAUGCCAUAUCGGCAGCAGGUGUGGCGCAUCAAGUGACGCGUGCCUGUAGCAGUGGAGCCCUGGGUCGUUGCGGGUGCGACCGGACUGUCCGGGGUUUCUCGCCCGAAGGCUUUCAGUGGUCCGGCUGCUCUGACAAUGUAGCUUACGGCACGGCCUUCUCAAAGAGCUUCGUGGACGCCAGGGAUUUGAGGGCGGCCAGAGGACGGUCCAGUGCGAGGGCUCUCAUGAAUCUGCACAACAAUGAAGCUGGCAGAAAGGUCAUUGAAUACAACAUGAGGGUUGAGUGUAAGUGCCAUGGAGUAUCUGGAUCAUGCGAGACCAAGACGUGCUGGCGGGCUCUUCCGAAAUUCCGACUGGUUGGUACAAUUCUAAGGGAAAAAUUCGACACCGCAACUGAAGUCCAGCCACGAACGUCCGGCAAGCGGAGCCAGCUGGUUCCUCUUAAUGCUUAUUUCAAAUACCACUCAGAUACAGACCUCGUCUAUCUAGACUCAUCUCCAGAUUUCUGCGAGCAGGAUUCGCAGAAUGACACUCCGGGCACUCAUGGCCGGCAGUGCAACAAGACUUCGAAGGCCAUCGAUGGUUGUGACCUGCUGUGCUGUGGCAGAGGUUACACCACCAGGACUGAGAUCGUGAAGGAGAGGUGCGAGUGUAAAUUUUACUGGUGUUGUUUUGUUAAAUGCAAAGAAUGCGAAGUGGAAGUGGAACUAAAUUAUUGUUUAUAGAAGAGAGUGGAAACGUGUUUCCCGGAUCAAUGGAGAGUGCUGAACAUACUGAUUUUCAGGAAAUUAGCAUGAAUUCUUAUUUGUUCUCAAAUGAGAAUGGAAUUUCAGUGGCUGUAUAGUUGUAAAAAAGCUUUUUAUCGAAAAGCUUCUGCACUUCGACUAAACAUUUCAAUCGAUAUGUGUAUAAAACGACUAGAUUGGUAGAAAACGAAGGUAAGCGACAUUGUACUUAGAGAAGGUGCCGGUUCUCCUUUCUCCAUUUGAUGACAUUAUGAGCAAAACAUUUUAUGAUCUGUACAAUACCUUAUUUCGACUAUCAUAACAAUUAUCUCGUAUUCGUCUCUCGAAAAAGAAAAUUUCUGUACCUACAUAGAACAAUUGCGUCAGUUUGAACCAUUCUAUUUGCCAGUAUAGCUCAUUAUACUUCUGCUACCAUGCAUUUUAAGUUAGAUUAGCUAAUGGUAAUAUUAUAUUUUUAGACUGGUGCUUUAAAGAAGUGACGCUGGCCUUAUUUACGCACAUUUGAACAGAAUUUAAAAAAGAAAUUCGUUUUUAAAAAUUUUGUAUAGAGUUUUUGUGUGAGCAAUAUUGCUAAUAAUUAGCAUAUCUUUUAACCUUAUUUUUUAAUGACUAAUUCUAAAUCUGUUUAUUAAACAUUAAUGUUACAUUACUAUGAUUAUAUUUUAUUUGUGUAAUAAAAGAUAUGGAGUAGAAAAAGCGUGUUUUAAGUUAGACUUUUCGUUUACUUACAAAGCAAAUUUUAAAUAUUUCAGAUCCACGAAUUAUGAUGCAUUCUGCAAUUCAUAUUACGACAAGAACCAAUGAUAAUACACAAACUCAUUUAUAAAUUAUUUAUUAGAAAAAGGUAAGAAGCAGCUGUAAAUAAAAACAAUUCUUGCAUUAAAUUUGUAAAAGAAAAUCAUCAAUAAUCAUGUAAAUAUGAAUUCUUAGAUUUACCGUUCUGUAAAUUAUCCCGAUUGAAAAGGCCCCAGAAAAUAUUAAAGAAGUUUGUAAAUAUCAUGAAAUAUUUCCACAAGUCAGCAUUGUCAUAUUAGAAAUAAAACAAGAAAGCAUGUAUAUUCGCAUUUGAUAUCAAUUUUCCAGUAAAUUUAUUUGAGAAACUAAAUAAAUUUAACUUUUUGAUAAAUAAAGUUUCCUUUAUAAGUAAAUAAUAAAUUUGAAAGAACGCUAUUAGAUAGGUUAAACUAUGCAAAUAAACCUUUUUUUUCAUGUUUUUGUAAUAUAUUUAAUUUUUUUUUCUUUUUCAAAAAUAAUGUAUAGCCACGAAAUUUCUUAACUUUAACAUCACAAAGUUGUUAACUGUUCUGCUCUCAUUUUUACUCUGAACAAAAAUACAUUAAAAAAUAUUUUUUGUGCUAGUUGCCUGUAUGCCAGUUUUUUACUGUUUGAUGUAGAAUACGGUUCAAAACAAAGCAUUUUAGUUGCAGUAAUUUUAUACGCUGUUACUCAUGCCUCUAUAAAUGCAGAAAAUGUAGUUGCUUCUUUAUCUCAUGACCUUUAAUAAUUUUUAAAAAUUUUCAUGACUACAAUGUUUACGCUUUCCUCCCUCAAAAUUCGAUACGCACUGCCUCUUAGGUUUUUUUUAAAGAAAUCUUUAGAACUGUGCUACUUUCUUGAGUCAUUUCUCAUAUUUCAAAUACCACCUGGAGCAGAUUGACUUCUUCCCACGUCUCCCAAAACUAAUGUGGUCUAGAUUAAUCCGACAGUAUCUUUCACCUAUUGCAAGAAAAAAGCAACGAAGGGAAGGAGGAAAAAAUAAAGCACAAACUCUCGAAUUAUUCUUCUUUUUUUAAACUUUCUUGAAAUCCCAACGAAAUAAAUUAUCCUUCUGAUCAUCCAUCGCGUGAAACUUUGGUAACUUCAAGAGAGAACAGCAAGUAAAAAAAAAGGAAAGGUAUGGGAGCCGCAUUGUUUCUGUUGAAAGUUCCCUGGGAAUUUUUUUUGUCUCUAUCUGUCUCAUCUCGGGGUGUUAUAUAAGACGUUUCGGCAUCAUCAGUUUCAGCCCGAAACAACAACUCGAGGCAGUUGUUGAGAGUGGACGACUGUCUGCGCGUGAUUUAUAACCGCAAAGAGGGGUUUGGGGUCUGAAUCACCAAUCUUCGCCAAUUCAUCAAUCAGGCAAUACUGUCACCCGCACAAUUCUUCGGGACCGUGUGGCUGGCUGAGAAAAAAAUAUAUAUAAAAAGGAGGUCCUCUCCUUAAGCGUCCAUCAAUCGAUUCUUUGAACAAAUGAUAAAUUUUCGGGAAGAACUUUUGUUUUGAAAAGUUUCCUCUGCGAUAUUAAACGACAUCGGAUUUAACGAUGAAUUGGUUAUCUCUUCGGUCUGAUAACGUGCGGCGGUGGAAGACGUAAAAAAAAAACUACAAUCCUAAAAGCCUUGUCAAAGCGUUAAAAAUUCUAAUCACUUUGAAGGAAAAUAAAUGAUGUUGGAAUUUUCUAGAUUGGAACAUGUUCUUUACAUUUUUCGAUAGAAUUCUUAGAAGCAUUUAUUUUCAAACCCGUAUUCUUUGUUGACGAAUUUAAUUAAAAUUGGAAGGAUGGUUAAUUGAGAGUUCUUUCGAUAUAACAGAAAGAAAAAUCAUAAAACAUGCUGUUUCUUGUGUAGAACUCAUUUUGUAUUCAUUAUAAUAGUGUGUAUUUCUAUGAUUAUGACGCAUUUUGCUUGACAUAGAAAACGUUUAUGGUCAUUAAUUUUUUCUUAACAUAAUCGUUUUUUA
Molecule: messenger RNA, 4010 nt
Organism: Argiope bruennichi
Lineage: Eukaryota; Metazoa; Arthropoda; Arachnida; Araneae; Araneidae
Product: protein Wnt-4-like
Exons: 4
Coding region: 213-1271 (352 amino acids)
Biological process (GO): multicellular organism development; canonical Wnt signaling pathway; neuron differentiation
Cellular component (GO): extracellular region
Molecular function (GO): frizzled binding; cytokine activity
Source: RefSeq, a predicted model, not a curated record